CCGCUAUAUAAACCUGGCUGUACGGGGUACCGUCACACUUCUGCACUCUGCAAACUGACUCGUCUGCUUCACAGCUCUCCCCAGCCAACAACCGACAUGAAGCUGCUGCUCGUUGCCGUCGCUCUCAUCGCCGUUGUCGCCGCACGCCCCCAGAAGCCUGGUGAGGCCGUCAUCCUAGAGCAGAGCAUUGACAACGAUGGACUCGGCCAGUACACCUUUGGGUUCAAGACGAGCGACGGGCUGAUCCGGCAGGAGCAGGGAGUGGUGAAGAACCAGGGCACGGAGAACGAGGCGCUAGAGGUGCGCGGCACCAUCACGUGGAAGGGCGCCGACGGCAAGGACUACAGCAUCAACUUCGUCGCCGACGAGAACGGCUUCCAGCCGCAGUACACGCAGUAGGUGCUCACACCCUCCAGGCCGCCAGACUGACCCGCCCACGACGACCGGCACCGCGGCGCUGGGGUGCGUGGCGGGCUGAGCGGGCGGAAGCCGCGGGGAGCUGCCGACAGAGUUCCUUCCAUCUCGCACGACGAGGGGCUGCCAGCAAUCUCAUCUAACGCUCCAUCUUCUUUCCUCUCUUCUACCCUAAACUGUACAUAAUUGUUCAAAGUGUCAAUAAAAGUGAUUAUCAGUUAAA
Molecule: messenger RNA, 637 nt
Organism: Schistocerca gregaria
Lineage: Eukaryota; Metazoa; Arthropoda; Insecta; Orthoptera; Acrididae
Product: endocuticle structural protein SgAbd-6
Exons: 3
Coding region: 97-399 (100 amino acids)
Cellular component (GO): chitin-based extracellular matrix
Molecular function (GO): structural constituent of chitin-based larval cuticle
Source: RefSeq, a predicted model, not a curated record